Molecule: messenger RNA, 1677 nt
Organism: Stegastes partitus (bicolor damselfish)
Lineage: Eukaryota; Metazoa; Chordata; Actinopteri; Pomacentridae
Product: NACHT, LRR and PYD domains-containing protein 12-like
Exons: 9
Molecular function (GO): protein binding
Source: RefSeq, a predicted model, not a curated record
AUGAAGCACGACUCAAAUUCUGUUACUGGAUUUUGGACCAUCGGUGUGCUGGCUGAUGUUGAGAACAGGAUGGACGUCCUGCUCUGGUUCUGUUUGCGUUUUAUCUUUGAGAAGAUGAGUGAUUUGGAAGAAGACGAGGACAGAGCAGAGUCUCCAGGAUCUGUCUGUCUGUCCAUGAAGAGUGAUUGGUCCAAAGACUAUCCUCCAGAGUUCAGGAGUGAACCUGAACCUUCGGACACACAAUGUCAGCAGCACCAACAGAGAGCAAAGUCUUCAGCAUCCGUCUGUCCGUCCAUGAAGAGUGACUGGUCCAAAGACCAUCCUCCAGAGUUCAGGAAUGAACCUGAACCCUCAGACACAAUUGUUGAGUUUCCAACGCAGAGGAAGAAGCACAAGUACCAGGAGGGACAUGAGACGAGUCCACAGGAGCUGACGGAGGCUGACAGGGAAGUUCUUCUGAAGCUGGGGAGGCUGGCCUUUGAACAUCUGGAGAAAGGAAACAUCAUGUUCUACCAAGAAGACCUGGAGCAGUGUGGUCUGGAUGUGACAGAGGCCUCGCUGUUGUCAGGAGUUUGUACACAGAUCUUCAGAAGAGAGUGUGUGAUGUUCCAGAAACCAGUCUACUGCUUUGUCCAUCUGAGCAUUCAGGAGUUUCUGGCUGCAGUCUACAUGUUCCACUGUUACACCAACAGCAACACUGAGGUGCUGAAGAAGUUCCUGGAAAAGGACUGUAAAAACAUAUCUCUGAAUGUCUUUCUGAGGAGAGUUGUGGAUAAAUCCCUCAGAAGUAGAAACGGUCACCUGGACCUGUUUGCUCGCUUCCUUCAUGGCCUCUGUCUGGAGUCCAACCAGAGACUCUUAGGAGGCCUUCUGGGUCAGACAGAGAACCGUCCAGAAAUCAUCCAGAAAGUCCUCAACCAUCUGAAGGAGAAGAAGACUAACAUGUCUCCAGAGAGAAGCAUCAACAUGUUCCACUGUCUGAUGGAGAUGAAGGAUCUGUCAGUACAUCAGGAGAUCCAAGAGUUCCUGAAGUCAGAGAACAGAUCAGAGAAGAAACUCUCUGAGAUCCACUGCUCAGCUCUGGCCUACAUGCUGCAGAUGUCAGAGGAGGUUCUGGAUGAGUUGGACGUAAAGAAGUACAACACAACAAAGCAGGGACGACUGAGACUGAUUCCAGCUGUGAGGAACUGCAGAAAGGCUUGCCUUUCUGACAUUGAACUCUUAGAGUCUCACUGUGAAGUUGUGGCCUCAGCUCUGAAGUCCAACCCCUCCCAUCUGAAACAUCUGGAGCUGAGUGACAACAAAGAACUGAAGGAUUCUGGAGUGAAGCAUCUGUGUGGUUUUCUGGAGAAUCCACACUGUAAACUGGAGACUCUGAGACUGUGGGACUGCAGGUUGUCAGAGAUCAGCUGUGAUUCUCUGAACUCAGCUCUGAAGUCCAACCCCUCCCAUCUGAAACAUCUGGAGCUGAGUCUCAACCAGCUGAAGGAUUCAGGAGUGAAGCAUCUGUGUGGUUUUCUGGAGAAUCCACACUGUAAACUGGAGACUCUGAGAUUGGAGAACUGCAGGUUGUCAGAGAUCAGCUGUGAUUCUCUGAACUCAGCUCUGAAGUCCAACCCCUCCCAUCUGAAACAUCUGGAGCUGAGCUGCAACCAGCUACAGGAUUCAGGAGUGAAG